This is a messenger RNA of Rhododendron vialii, 1971 nucleotides long. RefSeq names its product trihelix transcription factor GTL1. The coding region runs from base 455 to 1624 and encodes 389 amino acids. The record is from RefSeq and is a predicted model, not a curated record. NCBI's taxonomy places the organism in Eukaryota, Viridiplantae, Streptophyta, Magnoliopsida, Ericales, Ericaceae. The transcript has 2 exons.
GUGAACGAUUUCAAUUAAUGUUGUAGGCCCCGAAAAAGCAGUAUGACCCAAAUUAGACCGGAUUCAAGAGAAGGAAGACUGGACGGGAGCUCAAUCCCUCUCAUUUACCCGAGAAAUUUUUGCUUGCCAAUCGGGUACCACGUGUUUUCUGAUGUGUACAUCUGGGCUGUUAAAAAAUGUAACCGACGGUUCAAAUUAAAAAUACCGAACAAAUUUUUUUUAAAAAGGAGGAAAAUGUGUAUCAAUUUGGACAGUCGGUUGUAUUAUUGGACAUCCCAAAUGUACUCGCCGGAUAACACGUCAGCGUACUCGCACCAAAAAUUUCUCCAUUUACCCUCAUCCAUUACUCCCUUUAUUCCCCCUUUUACUCCAUUUUACCAACUCCCAUUUUCACCUCUCUCUCACCCAUUAAUCCCCCACUUCCGUUCUUUACCAUUUUACCCUUCCGCCGCCGAUGGAGGUCUUCCCCGUUAACCACCAAUUCCCAAACCACAACGACACCGUCGACUUCCCACUACACUUAACGCCCUUCCCCGACGCCGCCGCCAUACUUUAUUCAAAUCCAACGGCCGAGAUUCCUCCACCGGAGAUGCAAUACGAGUCCCAUCCGCCGCCGCCGCCGCAGAAGCUCCGUCCGAUCAGAUCCAACGGUCGGACAUCGCCGGAUUAUAUCGAUCGAACGGUUGAUCUCGAGGGGGCGGUGCACGGGUGUUAUAGUGAUUUAGGGUUUCCGAAUCAGCUGAGUUUGGCCGAGGUGUACGGCGGCUCGUCGGUGGAUGUUGCGGCGGCGGCGGCGGAGCGAAUGAAGGUGGAAAUGGAGGCGGCGUGUGCGAAGUUAAUCUCUGAGGGAGAACUUUUCGAGACCGAAUUAAGCUCGUCUUCAGAUGAUGAUGGUGAUUCAUCAGAAGCCGUGAAAGAACCUUUGAAUCGUAAGAGAAAGAGAAAAACGAGGAAAAAGAUCGAGUUAUACCUGAAAAACAUGAUGACGAAGGUUCUCCAAAAGCAAGAGCAGAUGCAUAACCAGCUGUUAGAGAUGAUCGAGAAGAAGGAAAGGGAAAGAAUCAUAAGAGAAGAAGCUUGGAAGCAGCAGGAGAUUGAAAGGGCAAAGAAGGAUGAAGAAGUAAGAGCCGAGGAGAGAUCUCGUACUCUAGUUCUCAUCAGCUUCAUUCAGAAUUUGCUAGGCCAUGAAAUCCAAAUUCCUAAAUCAUGGGAAACUUCAUGUCUAGAAAAAGCGGAAGUCGAAAUACACAAUCAGAAAGAUCUUUCGUGUGAUCCCUGUAAUAGGAGAUGGCCAAAGUCUGAAGUGCAAGCCCUUAUUACUGUUCGAACUGCUUUGGAUCACAAGUUCCUCAAGGGCGUGAGAGGCAUUGUAUGGGAAGAGGUAGCUGCUGGAUUGUCUAACAUGGGUUAUUCCCGAAGUGCAAAGAAAUGUAAAGAGAAAUGGGAAAAUAUCAACAAAUACUAUAAACGGACGAUGGAGACUGGAAAGAAGCGUCCUGAUGGUGGUAAAAGUUGCCCUUAUUUUAAUGAACUGGACAUCUUAUAUACAAAUGGAUUGAUUAAUCCAGUAAAUGCCUCUCAUUGUAUAAAGAAUGAGAUUGAGGACAGGAGUGUGGAAGAGUAAAUAUUUGGUGAACUUCAGACUCUGGUGUUUUCCACAUUGGUGUCAAUGGCCUUGAAGAGGCUGUUCGAAGCUAAUUAUGUUAGGUACCUUGAAUCUUUUUAUCAACCUGUUCCUUGAUGUCUUUUUUAGUAUUCUUGUUCGACCUUUAAUAUCUUAUGGCGGUGUCUCCUUUAAGUUUGUGUCUAAUUGGCUGCAAUGAGGUAGAUCAUUUGCAAUUAAGUUUAAAAAAUGCAGUUACCGCAAAUCAGUGUACUGCUCUCUAGUUAGAUUUUUUUUCUUCUUCUUAUCUGCUGUAUCAGAUUAUCCUUGUGAAAAAGUCAGAAUAGAAAUACGAAGCAGAAGCUAAA